UUACUAUUUACAACAGCGGCUGGACCUCUACUUCACACAGAGUACUACGCGUUGGAUAAUCCGGAAGUUAAGGCUAUAGACCCCGCCUACCCGCAGCGUAGCCAUAUUGAAAACUGAACAGGACAGGAAUAUAGAGUUUUGAUGCGCUUCUAUCAUAGUCCUGUGAAAUUAUCAGAUAUUUAUAGUAAAGUCCCACAAUACAGAAGGAGAAUUAACCAGCGGACUUUAAACCUGCCAGACCAGCCUUUUCUUGCGGGGUUUCUAAAGAGCUGGUAGUUGGAUUGGAAAGGAAGCAAGUGCCAGUACUUAUGGUGAUAUACAUUUUGUGCCAUUAAAUGAAUGUGUGAUAGAUUUGAGAUGAGCAACAACAGUAACAAGAGAGCUCCCACAACAGCAACACAGCGAUUAAAGCAGGACUACCUUCGAAUAAAGAAAGACCCUGUGCCUUACAUCUGUGCAGAACCCCUCCCUUCCAAUAUUCUAGAAUGGCACUAUGUUGUACGAGGGCCUGAGAAAACCCCAUAUGAAGGUGGCUAUUAUCACGGGAAACUGAUUUUCCCUCGUGAAUUUCCUUUCAAACCUCCUAGUAUUUAUAUGAUAACACCUAAUGGAAGAUUUAAAUGCAACACAAGGUUGUGUCUCUCAAUUACUGAUUUCCACCCUGACACGUGGAAUCCAGCUUGGUCUGUCUCCACUAUCCUGACAGGUCUGCUUAGUUUUAUGGUUGAGAAAGGCCCCACGUUGGGCAGUAUUGAAACCACAGACUUCACUAAAAGACAACUUGCUGCUCAGAGUUUGGCUUUUAAUGCAAAGGAUAAGGUUUUCUGUGAUCUGUUUCCUGAUGUGGUAGAGGAAAUCAAGAACAAACAAAAAGCACAGGAAGAGCUGAGUAAGAGAGCCCAGGCCCUGCCUCUCCCGGACGUCGUCCCCGAUGGUGAAGUGCACAACGGUCACAACGGACUCCCCCUUCUCAACGGCCAUGCGGCUCUAGCAGGGGCAAACCAGCAAGGCCUCCAACAGGCCAACCGCAACCAUGGACUUCUUGGGGGAGCCUUAGCAAACCUGUUUGUCAUAGUCGGGUUUGCAGCCUUUGCCUACACAGUAAAGUAUGUACUAAGAAGCAUAGCACAAGAAUGAGGAGACAUGGGCAUUCAGGACCAAAUCAGGGCUGGUUGCAAACUAAAACGGGCCUGUUGGCAAGGGCACUGGAAAUGGAGGUAAAUUAACUAAGUGCUGCAAUGAUGCAAACACAAUAUUGGCUGGCUUAUGGGUUUACAAAGGCCUUUCAGUUUUUGGAUAUAAAUGAUACUGCUAAAAAUUGGUUUACAAAUUGUAAAUUGUUCCUGCACCCCAUUUUUGUAAGAUGUUACUGAGUAUAUGAUACAUUCUGUGUGUUGAAACAAGUUUAUUAGCAAAGUCCUUUCAAAAUAACCUAGCUAGUAAAUUAGAAAACUCUUCAUUCCAUAACCUGGGAAGUCUCCUUUCCUGUAAACAACAUUACAAGAAAAUACAAUAGUUCAGUGUAGGCGAGUUGCAUCGUUUUGAUCCAAAGAUAUUUAUUUCAUUUGUUUGAGGUUCUACUUAAUAUGUACAUGGUUUCAACAAUGAAGUGGAUUUCUAGGACAUAACUAGCCCUGUACAUGGUUAAAGUUAUUUGCUAUUUUAAAUGAAUGAAUUAAUGUUGUAAUUACCUAUCGAAGCAGAUUCAGUCAGUCGGUCAGUCACUGCCUAUUAUUUUUAUCUAAACUUUUGAAACGUCGAAUACACUUUCCUAUUUUUUCCACUUGAUGUCACUGUUACCCCUUUCUAAGGACACCAGCUGUAUUGGACAGUUUUCCUUCCAUGUCUAUUAGCACACAUACUAAUUUCAUUUAUCCGGAGGUCAUUUCGUUGUGAAUAAUAGCCAAAAAUAGAACACUACUUUAUUUAGAUAAAGGUAUUAUAGAUAAUGAAUUGUAUACUCUACAUUGGUUUAAAAUAUUAAAAUUAAUAUACUUUGCCCCCUUCUUCAAAAUGUGUUUUUAUUUUAAACAAUCUCUUUUCAGACUUAAACCUGCAAGGUGAACAUUUUAAACUGUUAAUGUUUUGAGGGUGACUUUUGAAUCUUGAUUGGCAAAAUAAAGCCAUGAAAAAAACAAACAAAAAGCAAGACAUUUUUUAAUUCCGAAAUGUUGUCAGCAGUAAGCCAGGUCACAUUAGCAGCUGCAAGGUUAAUAUCGGGGUGUCCUUUCUUUGGUAGUGUUGCGUCUUGGAACACCUGUAUGUCUUGUGAAUUUUAUAUGGUUCAUAGUUUCAAGAGGGUAGCAAGCUUAAUGGGUGACUGACAGCUAGAACUUGUUUUCUAUAAAGUACCAGACAUUUGUAAAUAAGUUUAAACCCAUAAGAAAAUGGACACUAUGUAUUACAUUGCACUGUUGUAAUGUAUUUUUGCUAGCAAUUGAAGCCUCUUUUAAACCCAUGAGCCAAGUUGUGAAGUGAAAAUAGUGACCAAUUCUUGUCCGAUCCAUAUGGAUUAGCUCAGCUAACCAGUAUAGCUCUGUACUUCAUAGAUUUUAAAGGCGAUAUCUGGAGGACAAAAUUAAAUGUAUUUAUAAUUUUGUUUUGA
This is a messenger RNA of Acipenser ruthenus (sterlet), 2605 nucleotides long. RefSeq names its product ubiquitin-conjugating enzyme E2 J2-like. The transcript is spliced from 8 exons. The coding region runs from base 340 to 1137 and encodes 265 amino acids. The record is from RefSeq and is a predicted model, not a curated record. Lineage: Eukaryota; Metazoa; Chordata; Actinopteri; Acipenseriformes; Acipenseridae.